AUGGUCGCAGCAAGAUCGCGAACGAAAGAAGGCCGAGCCAAGAAGAGCUAUUACGGAAUUGACAUCCACGAACUUAUCGACAAGGCAACAAAGGAGAUUGCCGAGGCGCACAAAGCAGCCGCCACGGCUCCCAUCGCCCCUCCAACAAACCCAGACAGACCUGUACGAUCGGUCGAAGAACACACAACAAACACCAAGAAGCACAAAAAGAGCCUAUUAUGGACAGAAAAAUACCGUGCCCGAACAUUCAUGGACCUCGUCGGCGAUGACUUGACCAAUAGGCAGGUACUUCGCUGGCUCAAGCGAUGGGAUCCAAUAGUAUUUCCGCAUUCCGCGAAAAGUAACCCUUCACGGCGACGUGGCGCACAAGGGCAGCAGCAGCAGCCAGAGGAGGAAAAGCCACACCGAAAAAUCCUCAUGUUGACGGGCCCGCCGGGUUUGGGGAAAACGACACUAGCACAUGUAUGCGCGCGACAAGCCGGCUAUGAGGUUAUGGAGAUCAAUGCCAGUGACGAGCGAAGCAAGGAUGUGGUCAAAGGGCGCAUCCGGACAAGUCUCGGAACCGAGUCAGUCAAGACGGUAGAAAACAAGAAGCCCGAGACGGGGAAACAGCAGAAGAUCGCUCGACCGGUAUGCGUGGUAGUUGAUGAAGUCGAUGGUGUCGUUAGUGGCUCGGGAGGGUCUGGCGAGGGCGGUUUCGUCAAAGCCUUGAUCGACCUGGUGCUCCUUGACCAAAAAAACAGUUCUGGGGCCGGGGCCUCUUCUGCGGCUGGCCGGAAAAAGAAGAAGGGGGAUGACUUCAGACAGAUGAGACCUCUUAUCCUGAUCUGUAACGAUGUUUAUCACCCAUCGCUUCGGCCGCUACGCCAAUCAGGCCUCGCUGAAAUCAUUCAUGUAGGCAAGCCCUCCGUAGAGGCAGUGGUCACUCGUCUCAAGACGGUCUUUGAGAAGGAGGGUAUCCCAUGCGAAAAGGAUGCUGCGCGCAAGCUCUGUGAGGCCGCAUGGGGAAUGACUAGUGGUAUCGAUGCCAAGCGAGGAGCCGAGGGCAAUGCCGAGGGUGAUCUCCGCGGCAUUAUGGUCGUAGGAGAGUGGGUUGCCGGCAGGUUACGAGCAACCAUUACCAGCACGCCGGUUCUUACAAGGCAGUGGAUUGACCAGAAUAUCGUCCAUGAUCUCGCUCACGGUGGUGGAGGUGCCCGCGGUCUAGGUCGCGGUGGCGUCAAAGAGAUUGUGAACCGUAUUUUCCAGGAAGGCGGUGGCUUCCCCACGCCACUUCUAUCACAAGCUGAGCAACCAAAGUAUGCAAAGCACGAACAACCACAGACACAGCUCGGUUUUUCAGAGCAGCGAAAGAAGUACGCGAUGGCGCGGUUAAGGGAGAUGAUUGACACGAGCGGCGAGGUCGACCGUAUCAUGACCGAGAUCUUCAGCGAGUAUCCCAACCGCGAGUUCAAUGACGACUCUUUCCUCACCAAGCCUGACUCGGCGUAUGAGUGGAUGCACUUCCACGAUACAUGUUCAACGAGGCUGUACUCCAGCCAGGAAUGGGAGUUAGGCCAAUACAUCUCCCAGCCACCGUUAGCAUGUCAUCACUUGUUCGCCUCCCCUAAACGACAUCAGCCUCAGAACACCGAAAGGAAAUGGGGUGACAUGAUGGAAGAAGCCGAAGCACCUCCGUUGCCCUUUAGCGGCCCAAGAGCAAACUUUGAGGCACACGAGGCCGAGAAGGUGAACAGAGCAGCGUUGCAGGGACUACAAGGGCAACUACCUCCUAGUCUUUACCGUCUGUUCCGUAGCCCCGAGGAUAUCUCCACGUAUUUCCUGCCAUAUCUAGUUCGUCUGGUAUCUCCCGAUGUGAAGCCCGUCGUAGUCGGUGGCAGCGACAAGAGCGGGGCGGUAGCGAGUGUGAGGAGGGAAGGCGAGAAGGCUAUGGUCAGGAGAGCGGCUCAAAUACUAGCUGAGGUUGGCAUCGCUUUGCAAAAGGGCAAGAUUGAGCCGGAUCCAGCAGUUGGGCAACAGUACCGGACACAAUGGGUUUAUCGCAUGGAACCAGACCUCGACACGCUCGCAACCUUUGAGACAGCGGGCGCCCUCGUCCUAGCCUCCCAAGCGCCAACGCGAUAUGCAGUCCGCCAAGUUCUAGACCAAGAGCUGCAAAAGACCAUCGCAAUACGCGAGAACGCCGCCAGGCAAGCGCGCAUGAACAACGGGCAGACUGCUAACUCUACCUUCAAGCCUCACGCGGCUGCUGCUCUCAGCGCCAUGGACUUUAACGCUAACAAGGAAAAUACGGCAAUGGUGGCCGAUCAAAAGGAAGUCAAAAGAGACUUCUUUGGCCGGGUGAUUGUGUUGGGUGAGAAGAACGGGAAUGCUACCGCUGCCGCUGGCGGGGGCGAUGGUAAGGAAAGCAAGAGGAAGGGGAGAAGCGACGUGGCUGGUGAUGAGAAGGACAUCAGGGUGUGGGUCACCUAUCACGAAGGGAUCAAUAAUGCUGUUCGGAAACCGAUCUCGUUGGAGGAGUUCAUGAGAGGAUUCUGA
Molecule: messenger RNA, 2538 nt
Organism: Neurospora hispaniola
Lineage: Eukaryota; Fungi; Ascomycota; Sordariomycetes; Sordariales; Sordariaceae
Exons: 2
Coding region: 1-2538 (845 amino acids)
Cellular component (GO): nucleus
Molecular function (GO): DNA binding; ATP binding; ATP hydrolysis activity
Source: RefSeq, a predicted model, not a curated record